AUGCCACUUCGCGAGACGGACCCAGACUUCGAAAAUGAGAUUCUCGAAAAGGCCAAGCCAGCAUUAGGCGCAAAGUUCGGGGUUUGCGAAUAUGAUCUCCCGCUGCCGCUGCUCCUCGUCGAUGAAGAUGCAGAGAAGCCACUGCCAUGCCAUGAACCUCCUGAAGAAACCAUUGCUGUCAGCGCCCAUAUGUCGGCACGCAUUCAUGCCUUCUACAAGCAGAUUGCUGCCGCCUACAACGAGACUGAGGAUCCUCCCGCCAGCAUCGCCAUCAAGUUCGAAAUUCAGCCACAAGAAUUUGACCCAGAGGAGCCAAGUUGCCACCAUCGCAGGUAUCACUCGCGCCGCCUGCAGCUGCAGGACCCCGAGACAUUGCCAGAUCUGCCAUUUGUGAGCAAACUGGCCAUCAGAUCAAGAGCGUACGGCUCUGGCGCCCAGAACGCGACAGACAUCCGCCCUCUGUCUCCCCUCGUGCCAUUACAGUGCCUUGCCCACCUAUCGGCUGUCCAAGAGUGGAAUGCCCCCUGGUUGUGGGAGCGGCCUAUGCCAGCCUCCAUGCCGAGCAGGGUGAUGCGCGAGUACUACACCUGGCCAUGGGAGGGCCCCCUCCGAGAUGCCCGCCACGAGUUUGGCGCUGCUAUCAUGGACCAAGAGAAGCACCUCGGCGGUAAAAGGAUCCCCGCCAGUCUUACUAGAGCAGCACUGCACUUCUGGCCUUUCUUCUCGCUCCCCAAGCAUGACGAGUCCGUGGCACGGCCAAACCUGAUCCAUCCCGCGGAGAAAGACCCAGUCUCUAUCGGCCUGUGUAAGCUCGGUGCGCAGCUAAGCCUGUUUGACGUGCGUGCUAUGGUCACUCCAGACCUGUUCCCCAGUCCCGAGGCGCCAGAGGACCAGCAGUGGACACAGAUGCGGCGAUUCCGGCUCGAGUUUCACUCCCUCCGCCCAGACGGGCGGUGGUACUUUGUCGGCCCUGGUGGCGAAGAUCCGCACGACUCUGAACAAGGAGGGUACAAGAUCUCAGAUGCAAAACACUACCCCCGCGAAACCGACACGGACGAGGACAUGAAGCUCGACGCUGAGUACGGCGACAACCCGGACGACGAGUAUGAUUACGAUCUUGACAUGUUCCGUGUUGAGCCAUGCAGGGAGCGGAUCGAGCCCCUGCUUGCGGCAUUUGCAAAGUCUCUGACUCACGACAAUAUGCCGAGCCUCGAGGACGCAGAGAUUUUCACGCACUUGUGGUGGGACCCUUCAGACGACAGGGAUGUAGAGAAAUACGACCUUCCUAUGAAACAGGGUCACAGAUGGGGUGUCAAGUUCAUUGCUGGGCGUGGUAGCAAGAGGCAGAAGGCAGACGAUGCUGCUGCAAGAUCAACACCACCGGUGGUGCAGUGGCAGGUUGGCGAGUGGAGACCCAGCGAGGAGGUCAUGAGUUUGUUUGAGAGCUUGGGACGGCAGGAAUGGCUUGAUUUUGAGUGGGACAGGUAUAGAUCUACGUCGGGGCACGACUUGUUGGGAAAUAGCGAGUCUUCACCUAUCUAG
Molecule: messenger RNA, 1542 nt
Organism: Bipolaris maydis ATCC 48331
Lineage: Eukaryota; Fungi; Ascomycota; Dothideomycetes; Pleosporales; Pleosporaceae
Source: RefSeq, a predicted model, not a curated record